Colossoma macropomum (tambaqui) is the source of this 4061-nucleotide messenger RNA. It is a transcript of the gene pde2a, whose product is annotated as cGMP-dependent 3',5'-cyclic phosphodiesterase. Bases 304 to 3069 code for a protein of 921 amino acids. Gene Ontology annotation, cellular component: mitochondrial outer membrane; mitochondrial matrix; mitochondrial inner membrane. The record is from RefSeq and is a predicted model, not a curated record. Lineage: Eukaryota; Metazoa; Chordata; Actinopteri; Characiformes; Serrasalmidae. Gene Ontology annotation, biological process: positive regulation of gene expression; negative regulation of receptor guanylyl cyclase signaling pathway; cGMP catabolic process. The transcript is spliced from 31 exons. Gene Ontology annotation, molecular function: 3',5'-cGMP-stimulated cyclic-nucleotide phosphodiesterase activity; 3',5'-cyclic-GMP phosphodiesterase activity; 3',5'-cyclic-AMP phosphodiesterase activity.
GAGAGAGAGAGAGGAGAAGAGAGGAGAGAGCGCGCGUGUGGUCAGUGUGUUCUCCGCUCUCUUGUACAGCGCACGCGGCCGUGUGUGUAUGUGUGAGUGUGUGUGUAUGAGGGAGUGUGUGUGUGUGUGUGUCUCGCUCCGGACUCCUUCGCGUCUUCGUUCCGAGCUGUGAGCCGGCAGGUGGGAAUGACAUGAGCACCCAUGAGAGGAAAAGAGGGAGAGACGUACGAGGACAGCAGGUCUUCCUGAGAGCCGAAGAGCCGCCCGCCCUCUCCACCACCGUACAGCACUGAGUGUGUCCAAAUGCAGAGCCGACGGUGCAACCAUUCGUCCAACAUGCACCACCCGAGCGUCCAGGAUGCAUUGCUGCGGCUGGCCUCCAUCGUUGAUGCCAGCAACCUGCGGGUGGCCAUUAAAGAGACACUGGAGGCACUGCUGCCCAAAGUGGAGAGUGUGUUCGUGUACCUGCUGGAGGCGGAGUCUCAGAUGGUGUGUGAUGAUCCACCCCAUGAGCUACAUGCAGAAGGCAAACUCAGGGAGUUGCUGGUGCAGAAGAAGAGGGUGGUUUGCGCCGGUUUGCCAUCUACAGAACUGCAGGAGAAACAGAGAAGCAGCCUCGCAGCACCUCUCCCACCAGACAAACGAGUGGUGAUCAUUCCAUUGGUUGAUGAAGAUGAAGACAAGGUUCUUUCCCUCAUGCUGGUCAGCUGCCGACAGCUCAUGGACCAGGAUGAGCAGAACCUUAAUCUUCUGGAGAAGCAUCUUACCGUAGCCUGUAAAAGAGUGCAGGCACUACAGAGGACCUCAACAUGGCCGUCAGCCCAAUCCCAUGAUGCACCACCCAAAGCCAACUCCGCCACCACAAAGGAAAAAGACUACAGAGAAUUAGAUCGCAAGAUUCUGCAGCUUUGUGGGGAGCUGUAUGAUCUGGAUGCCGCUUCACUUCAGCUCAAAGUCAUCAACUAUCUGCAGAAGGAGACUCAGUCUCAGUGCUGCUGUCUGCUGCUGGUGUCUGAAGACAACCACCAACUCUUCUGCCAGGUGGUUGGAGAUAAAGUUCUGGAGGAGGAGAUCAGCUUCCCUCUGAUGUUUGGGCGCUUCGGGCAGGUGGUAGAGAAAAAAAAAUCCAUCACCUUGCAGGAUGUUAGCCAGGAGGAGAGAAGGCAGUUGAGCAGUAUGCUGGGUUUUGAGGCCAACUCCAUGCUGUGCGUUCCUGUGGCCAGCCAGGCCACCGCCCAGGUGGUGGCGCUAGCAUGCACCUUUAACAAAAAGGGAGGACAGAGGUACACUGCAGCUGAUGAGCAUUUGAUCCAGCACUGUUUCUGUUACACCUCCACAGUGCUGACCAGCACACUGGCCUUCCAGAAGGAGCAGAAACUCAAGUUUGAGUGUCAGGCUCUACUUCAAGUGGCUAAAAACCUCUUCACACACCUUGAUGAUGUGUCUGUUCUACUGCAGGAAAUCAUUGUGGAGGCCAGGAACCUGAGCAAUGCUGAGAUUUGUUCAGUGUUUCUGCUCGAUCGUGUCAGUCAUGAACUCGUGGCCAAAGUCUUCGAUGGUGGGGUGGUGAACGAAGACGAGAAGGAGUUCCGUAUCCCUGCCGAUCAGGGCAUCGCGGGUCAUGUGGCCACCACAGGCAAAAUCCUCAACAUCAAAGAUGCCUACUCCCACCCGCUGUUCUACCGGGGAGUGGACGACAGCACCGGCUUCCGAACCCGAAAUAUUCUCUGUUUCCCCAUCAAAGACGAGAAUGGAGAAGUUAUUGGAGUUGCUGAGCUGGUGAAUAAGACGAAUGGACCGUGGUUUAACCGCUUUGAUGAGGAUCUGGCAACCGCUUUCUCUAUUUACUGUGGGAUCAGCAUUGCCCAUUCCCUGCUGUAUAAGAAAGUGCAUGAGGCGCAGUUCCGCAGCCACCUGGCCAAUGAGAUGAUGAUGUACCACAUGAAAGUGUCUGAGGAGGAGGUGACCAAACUGCUGACUAGUGGUAUCGAGUCAGUCGAGAAGAUUCACCCCAGCUUUGCCGAGUUCACCUACACACCACGCUCUCUACCAGAUGACAGCACACCAAUGGGUAUUCUGAGCAUGUUUGAAGAUAUGGGCUUUAUAAACACCUACAAGAUUGACCUGCAUACUCUGGCCAGAUUCUGUCUGAUGGUGAAGAAGGGCUACAGGGACCCACCCUACCACAACUGGAUGCACGCAUUCUCCGUUUCACAUUUCUGCUACCUGCUCUACAAGAACCUGGAGCUCUCCAACUACCUCGAGGACAUAGAGAUUUUAGCUCUCUUUGUAUCCUGCAUGUGCCAUGAUCUGGACCACCGAGGAACAAACAACUCUUUCCAGGUGGCUUCGAAAUCUGUUCUGGCAGCUCUUUACAGUUCAGAAGGAUCUGUUAUGGAGCGGCAUCACUUUGCUCAGGCCAUCGCCAUCCUUAACACACAGGGCUGCAACAUCUUUGAGAAGUUCUCCAGAAAGGACUAUCAGAGGAUGCUGGACCUGAUGAGGGACAUCAUUCUGGCCACUGAUCUGGCCCACCAUCUCCGCAUCUUCAAAGACCUGCAGAAGAUGGCACAGGUUGGGUAUAAUCCCAGAAGCCGGACACACCACAGUCUACUCUUGUGCCUGCUGAUGACCUCCUGUGACCUCUCAGAUCAGACCAAGGGCUGGAAGACCACCAGAAAGAUUGCUGAGCUGAUCUACAAAGAGUUCUUCUCUCAGGGUGAUUUGGAGAAGGCGAUGGGGAACAGGCCCAGUGAGAUGAUGGACAGGGAGAAGGCCUACAUCCCCGAAUUACAGAUCAGCUUCAUGGAACACAUCGCAAUGCCCAUCUACAAGCUACUGCAUGAGGUUUUCCCAAGGUCGACUGAGCUUUACGAACGCGUGGCGGCCAAUCGCGAGCAGUGGUCCAAAGUCUCACACAAGUUCACGAUCCGCGGCCUGCCCAGCAACAACUCCCUGGACUUCCUGGACGAGGAGUACGAGCUGAUGCAGGCUCAGGGCGCGUUCGGGGACGACAGCCACCGCAUGAACGGCUGCCUGGAGGACGACUGCGGCAAGAGAGACCAGUGACGCCAGAGGUCCUCCUGCUGACCGCUGAGAUCAAAAAUGGGAAAAAAAAACCAACAAAAAAAUUGAAACGUCAACGGUUCCACACCGAUGAUUCGCUCUAGAAAAAGGUAGAACCUUUUCGCCGUCGCCGUGGAGCGCAGGGCGACGUAGAGUUAAGACACUGGAGCUUGUGGGCGGGACUGAUAUGCUGCAGCUAAUGAUGUCAUUUCCAGCCAUUCAAAGCAUUUGUUUGAAAAAAAAAAGACAUUUCACUUGCGAGUCCUCGAGUGGUCGGUGUCGUCUCAUGUUUUCGUAAAAAAACAAAAACAUUUCCGAAUGUUCCGUAAACAUCGACUUCAUUUUGAUAGCUGAACAAAGCCUCAUGCGUUGUUUAAUUUUAUAUACUGUCCUACUGUAAACGUCAUCAGUCGCCUCUAAAUAUUCACAUACAGUGUAUAGAAGUGGAUUUUAGUUUUUAAAAAAAUAUAUUUAUAAAUAUUAGGACAUUUUUUCUUUCUAUAUAGAGAUGUAAGUGUUGCUAGCUAGCUGGUCAGUUUUACAUGCAAACAGUUUUUUUUGCAACCACAGUCCAAAUUUUAAGACAAUCAAACCAUAGGAGCCCAAAAUAUGCCCUCAUGAUAUAUUGUCUACAUCAUAACCAAACAAAUUCAGCCAUGAAUGAAGCUACUUUGAUUUAGAAACAUAGGCUAGGCUAAUAUUAUUAGCUUAAAUUUGCUUAUUAGCGUCAACUUUAAAUGCAUCGUACAUUAUACAUAGAACGAGUAUCUUUUUUUGGAAGUGCCACAUUUUCGAUUCUUUUUAUUUAUUUGUUUGUUUAUUUGUGUGUGCAUUUUCAUGAUAGCUUCAGCUCCUGGGUCAGUUGCAACAAACAUCAAAGGUAAGCUGUGAAAAAGUAAUCGCCCCCUAUUUUUGCAUAUUUGUCACAAUAAACGUUGUGACAUGAGAACAUGAGGAAACACAAAACUCAGUUUCUGAACGAUCAUUUCAUUUAU